Anolis carolinensis (green anole) is the source of this 9404-nucleotide messenger RNA. RefSeq names its product hyaluronan and proteoglycan link protein 1 (gene hapln1). Gene Ontology annotation, biological process: skeletal system development; cell adhesion; glial cell differentiation. Gene Ontology annotation, cellular component: perineuronal net; synapse. NCBI's taxonomy places the organism in Eukaryota, Metazoa, Chordata, Lepidosauria, Squamata, Anolidae. The record is from RefSeq and is a predicted model, not a curated record. Bases 546 to 1607 code for a protein of 353 amino acids. Gene Ontology annotation, molecular function: hyaluronic acid binding. The transcript is spliced from 5 exons.
GACAACUUCUUCCACUCGGUGGUCAAAGUCGGGGCGUGGGGCGUGAGGUGGCGUGAGGGGUGUUUUCUUCAGGGCCGGAGCCAAGAAGGGCAGGGCGCCUUCUUCGCAAGACCCCGAGGAGGGAAGGGGAGAGAGGGACUCGGGCGGAGAGAGACAGAGAGGAGGAGGAAGAGGAGGAGGAGGAGGAGGAAGAAGAGAGGCUGCUGCCUGUGGAGAGACGCUGCCUGGUGCGGUGCGCGCUUCUGGGACACAACUCCCGCCUGCUGUCCAGCUCUGACCAUUGGGCCCCUUUUCGCCGUUGUCGUCUUCUUAUCCGACGUGGGGUUUCCCUUGAACUGAAGGCGGCGCGCUUUCUCUCUCUCUCGCCCUGAGUGUCUCCUCGCCUCGGGACUUUUCUUGCACCUCUAGCCGGGGACGAAGCUGAGGGCACUUUCCUCCUCCGCCUUCUCAAGUGCCCAACGUUUCCAGACCUUUAUUCCUUUGGCGGGACAGCAUCCUCACCUUGGAGCAGCGCGAAAGUGAAGAAGAUUCUUGGGCUACAAAAGAUGAAGAGUCUACUUUUUCUGGUGCUGAUUUCUUUCUGCUGGGCUGACCCUUGUGUUGCCAACUUCACACUGGAGCAUGACAGAAUUUUUCACAUCCAUGAAAAUGGACCUCGCCUUCUUGUGAAAGCAGAACAAAGUAAAGUCUUUUCACAGCGGGGUGGUAAUAUUACACUGCCAUGUACAUUUUACCGUCAACAUGCAUCACCUGACUCAGGUCUCCAUAAAAUUCGGAUCAAGUGGACCAAACUCACCUCAGAUUACCUCAAAGAGGACGACGUCUAUGUUGAAAUGGGAUACCACAAAAAGAGCUAUGGAAAUUACCAAGGAAGGGUAUCCUUAAAGAAAAGCACUGAAAAUGAUGUCUCUCUUGUAAUCACAAAUAUAAUGCUGGAAGAUUACGGGAAAUAUAAAUGUGAAGUUAUUGAAGGCUUAGAAGAUGACACAGCUAUUGUAUCCCUAAAUUUAGAAGGCAUUGUAUUUCCUUACUUUCCACAACUGGGUCGCUACAGCUUUAACUUCCACGAAGCUCAACAAGCCUGCCUGGAGCAAGAUGCAGUUAUAGCUUCCUUUGACCAGUUGUAUGAAGCAUGGCGAUUAGGUCUGGACUGGUGCAAUGCAGGCUGGCUCAAUGAUGGAUCAGUUCAAUAUCCUAUCACAAAUCCCAGGGAACCUUGUGGUGGGAAGAACACAGUGCCUGGAAUCAGAAAUUACGGCUUUUCAAAUAAGGACCUAAGCAGAUAUGAUGUCUUCUGUUUUACAUCCAGGUUUAAUGGCCGUUUUUACUACCUAAUUCACCCGACCAAGCUGACCUAUUAUGAAGCAGUGCACGCUUGCCUCAAAGACGGUGCACAGAUUGCUAAAGUAGGCCAAAUGUUUGCCGCCUGGAAACUCCUAGGAUAUGACCGCUGUGAUGCUGGCUGGCUGGCUGAUGGCAGUGUCCGGUACCCGAUCUCCAAGCCAAGAAAACGCUGCAGUCCUACUGAAGCAGCGGUCCGCUUUGUGGGCUUUCCAGAUAAAAAGCACAAGCUCUAUGGUGUCUACUGCUUCAGGUCAUACCAGUGAAUGUACCUAGAGCACAAUAAUGUCCAAUUCAUCAAGAACAUGUGAAGGAUUUUGUUUCAGUAUGAACUCAUUCAAGUUACCAAAACUGUGAUAAAUCUUUUUUACUUACUGUAAAGAGUCAUUUUCAUAAAACCAACCCAUUAAUUUGUUUUGGUUAUUUUUUAAGGAAAGAAAUCAUUUCAUAGAUAUUUUAAAUUAAUAUAAUUUAAAGGAAACUCUAGGUAAAGAUGUGCUUGAAGCAUACCUAUUAAGCUACAUCAUUCUGACAAAGCAUUUUUUUCUUCCGUGAAUGGGGCAUGCAAUAGCUUGAUGAUUGCUAGGACUAAGUUAAGGAAUGUAAGGCUACUCAAAGCAAAAACCUUUCUCAAGGGUAAUAAGUUUACAUAUUUGCAUCGUGUUAAAACGGACCAGUGAAUAGUUACUGAGAUCUCCAUGUCCUUAUUGUAGUGAUCUCUUUUUAACUGCCAUCCCAUGUGGUUUUGUGAGCAGUUAAAAACAAUGAUGUGGACACAAUUCAAACCAAUAGUCUUUUAUAGUCUACAGUAUGUGAAUUGUUUCACUGUUUAAACUCAUGCCUUCAACAAGGAUCUGCUCAUAAACCCAUAACAUUCCAACAAGCAUAGUUAAGUCUUCUCAAUAUCAUUCCUGGUUUUAUUAUGUAUGCAGUAGACAUGUGUGUAUGAAUAAUUAAAGAAUGGACUCUAAUUUCUUCUAGUUUUUAACACAAAGUAAAUAUACCUGCAAUGUAUUGCAUUACUUUGAGUAGCUUUAUGGGAGUAUUCCUAAAUGCCAUUUUGCUAAGCAGCAUUUAGCAUCUACUCAGGGCAGUUAUAUAUAAAUGAACUGCUGGACAGAAUCACACAAAUGUAUUAAAUAUAGCAGCUUGAUUUCAUGAUAGCUUUUAAAAUAUUACUGUCUUUAUAAAUGAAACAUUUAAAUAUUUAAUUUUUUUCCUUAGUUACUCAUGUGGGAGAUAAGCAUUUGAUUAAUCUUGAAACAUAAUAUUUAUCCUAUGAUUAAAAAACAAAAGAAGAAAACUGCUGGGGUAAAUAUCUGUAUAUUCAGUGGCCCAUGAUCCAAUAUUACCUUUAUAACUUCAGUUUCCCUCAGGGCCCAUCCGCACUGCAUCAUUAAUGCAGUUUAACAUCACUUUAAUUACCAUACUCAAUCCUAUGGAAUCAUAAGAGUUGUAGUUUUACAAGGUCUUUAGCCCUUUUUUGCCAAAGAGUGCUGGUGCUUCACCAAACUACCCAGGAUUCCAUUGCUUCGAGCCAUGCCAAUUAAAGCGGUGUCAAACUGAAUUAAUUCCAGAGUGUAGAUGCACCCUCAACUAAUUCUGUGAGUGUUCCCAUUCAUUUUAGUGGAGGCAGCACAGCUGCUCUUAUACAUAAAUCCCUUUGCACUUAUGAAUUUAUGCAGCCACAGAAGGGAAUGAGAUUGUCCUUGAAAGUCAUGGAGCUCUUUGCCAACACAAGUCUUCAUGUCUAUAAGCAUUCACUUUAUCAAAAAAAAAAAAAGUAAAAUCAACUAUACCAACAUUCUUGGUUUUGACUCCUUGAAAUAUUGCUAUUAGAAAUCUGCAGAUCUUGGAAGAGUUAAGUUGUAAGACUAUGAAAUAAUCAGGCCAGGCAAUCAUUGCAGAAAUAAACAAAAACAAUUUGAACCUUCUAGAUACUGCCUGAAAGCUUCUUCUGAAUGCAUCUAAGGAUGACUCUUCGAAUUUCAGCAGCCUCCACUUUUCUUAAAAUUUCUGUUUUUGUGGCCACAUUUACAGAUCUAGGCUAAAUUAGUUUGCUGGGGAAAGCUGAUGAAGCAAGUUAUCAGCAUUCUCCUUACUUCUGUUUUGUUGAUCAUAUUUCUGAUGGAAACUUUUAAAAGGAGCAUAUAUUGUAUAGUGAAAGGAGCAACCAGAAGUCUUGGACAUUGAUGUCACAAAAGUUAAUUAUGACUAAUUGCUAUUGAAGUUAUUGGAAGAAGUUCAACAUGAUUGUACAACAGGACCUUCCACUUCUCUCCCCACUCCCUUUGUCACUUUUCAUUCCCUGCCCUCCAAAAAAUCUUAUGAGCAGAUUUGUUUCGAUUGUAGAACAGAAGGAAAGAGUAUUCCAACAGGGCGGUGGGCUAAUUGGAUACUUCAGUCCCAUUGCUUUCAGUGGGACACAUUCAAAUCCUCUAAAUAUCUAUUCAGAAGUGAGUCCAGGGGAGACUUGCUCCUAGAUAAUUGGCUAGGAGAUGGCUUUAUUUCAUCACUUUCGCUAUCUAGAUUAAGGCCCUGCAUCCAAAUCUCAGUAGUCAGAAAAGCUUCAUGCUUCUUUCAGUCUAAUGAAUCUUUUACUACCUGGAAGGAAUGCAGACAAAUGAUUGUGAACUUGAUUGUUUUCACAGGAGGGCACUGGCACACUAAUGAGAGAUAUUCUUUCUCUACCCUCAUUAGUACAAACAACCGAAUAUUGGUACUUAUAGACACCAGUGUCAACAAUACUAAGUUAUUUUAAAUGACUUAUGAAUAAAGCAAAAGGAGAAGGAAAGACAAAAGAAAUGAUAUAUGCAUGAAUUUGCAUUGAUUAAGAUACAAUACAAACAUAAACCUUAAAAUGAUUCUGAAUUCCUUUUUGUGCUGUUCUGUUUAGUAGGCAUGUUCAUUGAUAGCUUUUAAUAAGAAGAAACAUGUCUAUUUAGACAUAUGUGGAAUUUGUUUUACAAAAAGUGAAGAAAAUUGCAUCAGAAUAGUUACUAAUGCUUAAUCUUAACCUGGAAAUUCCAAAUAUAAUACCAAAAUGCCAUAAGCAUUUCAAGUUUGUAUAGAACGGAAGAGCAUGAAAUGGUAUAGAGAACUGAAGAUGUGUAAUAUAUGCUGGUAGCUUGUCUGGGUUUAGUGGACUUUUACAUUUCAGGAAGAAAUAAGAGAACUUAGCAGAUGGAAGAAGCAAAAACAUAGAAUAGUCAUCUCCCUCCUGGGCCAGGAAGAUCUGUCAAUAUAAUUUGAAUUUACAUAAAUGUACAUCUUGCAUUCUGAUGGAAACUUUUGUACAAGGUUGCAGAAAGAGAUGUUCAACCUUCCUGAAACUUACCAUCAUCUCCUGCCACAUAAGACAUUUUUGAGGCAUCAAGGGGCAUGACUUCUAUUGGCUGUGAGAGAGUGGGAGGUACUAGAGAAGCAGUCCUGUAGCUGGCAGAAGAAGGUUGGUGCCUUGGGCCUCAAAACUAUCUUCCACGGGAGGGAAAUGGAAAAUUUUGUUCUUCAUGGAAUAUAGAACACCUUAUUUCAUGUCCUCCAUAUGUAUUUUUGCAGAGGUUGUAAAGAAGGGCGAUUAAUACUUUUUAAAAACUGCUUGCCAUCCCCAUUCAAUUCAAGAUUAAGCAAGCAGAGUUCCAUACAUAUGCUGCUAGUGUGCAUGGAUAUGUCUUGUUCAUAGAUGUGCAUGUGUAUUGCAUAUGGUUUCACAAUUAUACAUGGGUGUGCAUUUCACAUACAGAUCAAUGCACAUUCCAUUGUACAAAAUCACAGUUUACUAGUACGGGGGCAUUGUACAACUGCCACAAAAGGUAAUGUUUCUAAAAGAUACAGUCUAUUUCCUGAGUUGAGGUUUGGAACUAAUUGGAAAACUAACCAAUUAGAUCAACAAUUUUAAAAAUCUGUUGACAGGGGGCAUUUCAAAUUUCAUUCUGUUAGCUUGGUGGCUUCCUUGGCGACUUAAAAUGCCUUUUCUUUUGACAAUAGUGCCACAUUUAAAUGGGAUGAUAUAAGAUUCUGCAAUAUGUCAGACCUGGUGCACUUCCAUUAAUAUAUGAAAAUAUUAAAUUUAUUUUUCACAGAAAAAUAACUAAAUUUAUCUGUUUCAUGAAAAGUUGCCAUUUUCCCAUAUAUCAAUUAACUAGGAAAGGUGGUGAUAAGUAUAAUAGAAUGUGCUGUGCUGUGCUGUGCUGUGAAAGUAUUUGCUAGCCAUUGGAAUAUAUAUUGUUACUUCGAACAAAUGAGUACAGACAGUCCUUGAAUGACAAACAUCCAACUUCCAAAUGAUUCAUAGUUAAGAAUGAGGUGAGACAACAGGAAGUGAGAGAAAUCUAACCCUAGGAAGGGAAAUUUAGUCCUUAAAGAGUUAUCAUGGGGAAUAGUAGUCUCAACUCAAGCUUUAUCACCAAUUCUUGUUUCCACAACAAGCCAAUUUUUUCAAAAUCCAAUUAUAACAGGGACAGAAAAUGAAGUGAAAGGGUUACAGACAGCAAACCAAACACCACAGGGGUAUGAAUCCUUCCCUACGCUAUCCAAAGCUUGUGUGUAUGUGGCUGGAGUUACAGUUCUCACUUACAUACAAAUGCAACUUAAGAACAAACCUACAUGACCUAUUUUGUUUUUAAUUUGGGAAUUACCUGUACUACCAAAUCUUUGCAUCAGCUUGAAACAUUAAACAUGCAUGCAUGUAUAAGAAUAUAAUAUGAAAGAAAAUGGUACAUUACUUCCUUAAGAACAGCAGUUCCAGAUUUUGCCCUGUAUUAAUGGUUCAUAUGACUGAAAUAGCUCUGCAAGUGUUAUCCUAGAUUUCGGGUUUUUGAAUUAUUUUGUCCAGGUCAUGGAGAUCACUAUAAGGUCACCUUAAAUUUAAGACAGAUUCAUGUCCAAUUACAUUUCACAUAUAUUUUUACAUCCAGGUCAUUCAUUACUUGAGCAUUUAUUGAGCAUUUAUCCAUUUUAAAUGCAGUUUCUGCCUCCUGAAGAAUUCUGGGGUUUGUAGUUUAGUGAGGUCCAGGACCUGUCUGGCUGAGCUGUUUAAAGGCCCCUCCCUAAAGUGGAUAUAAAGUGGAUCCAAACUCUAGUGUGAUAAGGUCAAUAAGGUCAUAUAAAAAAAGACCUCAGCUACAUGCUAUGAACUGGAUAUAUUGUGCAAUUUAAGUGUCGGAAUGAGUACCAUUAAAUUAAACAAUGGAUACAGUAUUACAACAGGAACUGGCAGCAUAUGGCCUGAAAGAUUCACAAUCCCUACUAUUGCCAAAUUUGGGUUAAUUAAUAACAAAUGAGUGAGUUCACUUUAAAACAAGUACUGUGACGAGUGUACAGCAUCUUAAACCAAAGCAUAUUCCUGAAAUCCUCAUGGAAACAAGGUUUAGUCUUAAAUCAGACAUCUUGCAUGCCUAAUUUAAAUUAAAAUUACUUGCAUGGUUAGUGAUUAAUUCAAAAUGCAGAUCUGUUGGGAGCUUAUACUUUGGCUAACAUCUUUUUUGGAAAUGUAUGAUGUCUACCAGGUUGCAAACGUUUAGAAUGGCAGUGGGGGGAGAGCAUUAUGCAAAUGGAGCAAGCAGCAUGGCCAUUGCCCAACAGUUAUGAUAUAAAACAGUUAAGCAUUUUGCAAGAAUGACUACCCAUGCCCAACGAGGUUGUGCUUGUAUGAGAGAACUUGCCCAAUGAGGUUGCACUUCUACCACCCUAUAAAUAUUGGGUAAUCCAGAAUGAAGGGCAUUGAAAGGUCAUGGAUAUCCAAAACCUUACAGGAAAAAAUGUCUCUGCCAUUUGUGGUUGCCCCAUUGUGUGAUGGGAACCCCUUUGUACAACAGGGCAUCUUGCAUGGAACUCUGUUGGGCACCACAAUUUCUGUAACACCAUUGCAUGUUAUGUCAGUGAUUUAGCUCUAUCACUGCAAAUGUAUGCAUUGCAGCCUGUGAUGCAGGAGCCCAGCCCUUGUUUUUUUGUACUGAUAUUUGAUCCUAGAAUCCCAAUUCAGCUUUAAAACAAGGUACAUGUUUUGUAUAACUGAACCAGUAUAGUGGCAACAGUGGAAUUAUACAGCUCCAGGUGAUAUAGGGAAGAACAAUGAGGCCUUAGGACUGCUGGACAUUGCCCAUCCUGCAUAUCAGUUUACAUAUUCAGGGCUGAACAAAGUAUCCAGUUCCCAUAGAGUACUGUAUUGCUUUUAUACCUUGAUGAGAUUGUAUAUGUGUAUGUGUCAAUAUUGUUUUGAGUUCAAAUGGUAGGUAUAGUACCCAGAUGCCCUGUAAAACUAAGCAGUGGGCGUCGCUAGAAACAGCUUCAGUGAAACAGUCUCCUGAGCAAUAAAAUGCUUUAACUAAAAGUGAAUGGGGUUACUGCUUCUGUCAGAGUGUUUGCACACUCAGUGUCUUCCUCUUAUCUUCCCUGCAGUCUUUCUUUUUUUCUAAGUUUACAGAAUGGGAAUUAAAUUGGACACUCUUGUAAGACUGCUUCACUGGGAGAACAAAAUUGCCAGCUUUCUAUUCCUGCUGUUGGGGUAUAAACUCAGAUGCUGGGCAACAACAUGCAAUCCAGACUGCUUAGAUUGUAUCACUUAGAAAACAUGUAUGAAUGCCCUGCUAUGUCUGCAGGUGCUCACAGAAGGCCAGUGUUAUCAGAAAAGGGCUCCUACUAGCAUAUUUUCCUGAUAUUUCUGAUGUGGAGUGGCAUCUAAUCUUUGACCCCUACCUAAAUUCUAAAUCAUCCAAACUCUUUUUUCUUUUAACUAACUUUUGGGGAAAUCUUAAUAAUCUUGGUCAGCAUCUCUUACAAAAAUGUUAUUUAUUUAUUUUAUAGUGUAGGAUUAUCUGAUCUGAACUAAUUGUUCAAGCAAUGAGAUGCACAAUACUUAGAAAAACACUUGACAUUGAUUUUCUCUGGAAUUUGAUUUUCAACUCUGUGGGAGGUCUAUCCAGCCAUUGUCAAACUGUCACUAGCACAGAAUGUCCUAAAUUCUAAAGCCAGCCAGCCUUUAGACAGAACUCAGAGCUACUCCAAUAUAUAACUAUAACCAAACAUGGCAUUUUCACAACAUGUGGCCAUGGCACAAAGAGAGGACUUUAAAGGGAACAUCUAGGCCAGAGGUUCCCAGCUAUGGGUCCUCCAGGUGUUUUGGAUUUCAGCCCCAGAAUUCCUGAUAGUUGACCAAAUUGGCUGGGGCUUCUGGGAGUUGAAGUCUGAAACAGCUGGAGGGACAAAGGUUGAAAACCACGAAUCUGGGCUAAUCAAUAUGGCAUCAUCAGACAAGUCUUCAGAUCCAGUCUUCCAGUCUUCUAUGGUAAAGGACCAUAAAAUAAACACUGAAAAAUCUUCUUGGCUAAUAAUGUAAUCCAUUUUGUUUGAGUUCUAUCUGUAAUAUCAGACAUGGGGAAAGUGCAGCCAGAUGUUAUUAUUAUGCCUGCUAGGACUUCUGGGAGAUGCAGUCCAACAACAUCUGGAAGGCCUUCCUAUUUUCAUCUCUGUUUUAGAUACAUUUAAUUAAAUGAAGUUUCCAACACCCUAGCCCAUCCAAAUAACACCACUACGGAGUUUCUGUGCUCUGAAAAUAUCAUAUUAUUUAAGAGAGGAUUGAUUUUCUCAUAAAUAUUCUAACUGAAGUAAGAGUAACCACAUAUCUCCAGAGAUAUCAUAGUACUGCUAUAUAAGCUUGCAGAAAACAACUUCUUACAUGGUAAGUAGUUAAGUGGGGAAAAUAAUACAAAGUUGUCAUUACAAGGAAAAUGAACACAAAGUAAGCUAAAUGAUAUUUAUUUUAUACAGUUACUAAUAUGAAUAACAACUCAUAAGCUUUAUGACAUAACUGGGAUUUACAGAGCAUUCUUCUAUGAGGAAAUGGUGCUUGGAUAGUCUGAAAGGAAUGCUUUAGAACUGGUUUAUGUCAGUGCUACUGUUCUAGAGAAGACAAAAGUGAUGAUCAUAUAAUAAGAAUGUAUUAAUAAAGAGCUGUGUUAUUUUUCUUGUAUUUCACAUGUAUCUAAAUUUUAAUGUCAUUGAAUGGCAACAAUUAAAUCAUGUUGAUCUUUUUCAAAAUAAAGAAUUUCUUUCUGGACAAACAA